UAAAAUUAAUAGCCUAUCUCAUUUAAAUUCAAUCAUAAUAGAGUUGUACAUUUUAAUGAUUUGAUAUUGCAUUUUGUUUGUAACAGUUUAUUGUUUCUUUCUUUCUAUUGUUGUUGCUUUUCUUGACAAAAAACAUUUAUUUUAUGUAGGCUAUACCGGUAACCAAUAUUAAGUUACCUAACUCAGAAUUAAUUAAAAUAUAGCCUACCUACUCUGGAGUACGCCCAAGUUAUUUAUUCACAUAUUUUAUUUGUUUGGAAUUAAUAAGCUUAGUUAUGAUUUUGAAAUAUACAUUGUUUACACUGACAGUUUCAGUAGUUCCACUCUUUAUUAUAUUAAAAGAUGCAAAAUCCUUCAAUUUUAUUCCUAAAGUAAUCCUGGACAGCGUAUCAGUAGUUAAUUCUGAAUCCUUUAACCAAUUAUUAGCAUCUGGUAUCUUCACAUACUUCACAGCCAUUGGUGUAAUAAAAUCAGAGGAAACUGAUAGUGCCUCUAACUCUUUGUUUACGGAAGAAGAAAUUAAACAGUUUAACGGAAUCAGUAAAGAUAAACGACUUUACCUCGCAAUAUUAGGCAACGUAUUCGACGUUUCAAAAGCUGCCAAAUAUUAUGGGCCUGGUGAGACGUACAAUGCAUUUACAGGUCGGGAUGGAAGUCGUGCCUUUGUCACAGGAGAUUUCACUGAGAGUGGUCUCACUGAUGAUGUUGAAGGAUUGACUUUACAAGAACUUCGCAGUUUAAAUGAUUGGGUGAAAUUUUAUUUCAAAGAAUAUACUUACAAAGGAAAGCUUGUUGGAAGGUAUUAUGACAAAACUGGGAAUCCGACAGGCUAUCUUCACAAACUACAGCUGAAACUAGAAGAAGCAGAUCGGGAUGAGAAAGAUAAGAAUAAAUACAAGCUGAUGUAUCCGCCUUGCAACGUAGAGUGGACUCCCGAGGAGGGCAGUCGAGUGUGGUGCUCUAAACGGAGUGGUGGAAUAGAGCGAGACUGGAUUGGUGUACCAAGAAAGUUUUAUGAACCUGGAGGCAGUUCUUAUCGAUGUGCUUGCGUUAACAAUGCUGAUCUUCCUCAAGUUAUAUCACCUGAAACAGGGAAAGUAAGAUCAAAGAACAUCGAAGAAUACGAGGACUGUCAUCCUAAAUCUAGCAGUUGUUUUGUGGAUGCAGACUAAUUUGUUUAGUUCUUACACAACUAGAUUGAAUAAUUCUUAGUUUUAUUAAUAGCUUUGUAAGCUUAAAGACCAUGCUGUAUCAACCCACGGAAAAAAGGGGAGAGUCGUGAACACGAUAACUUGUGUAAUGUUUGUCCGAUUUUGAUGAAAUUUGGUUUCAAGGUGUAAGGCGGGAUAAACUUGAAUGAGUUUGCGAACCAGCAUGAUCGGACCAUGGAAACGGAGUUUUACGGGGGGUUUUAUAGGGUAAAAAUUGGGUUUUCUCAUUUUUGACCAUAAAAAAAAGUUUUCAAAUUUCUCUCUUGACCAUUUUAAAGAGCUUAAAAAGACAAAUAAUUUAGUAUAUCAAAGUGUUUUUGUAUGGUUUUUGGUAACGGAUGAAAUUCCAAAAAUUGUUAAUUUGA
This is a messenger RNA of Macrosteles quadrilineatus (aster leafhopper), 1576 nucleotides long. RefSeq names its product neuferricin-like. Bases 276 to 1172 code for a protein of 298 amino acids. Lineage: Eukaryota; Metazoa; Arthropoda; Insecta; Hemiptera; Cicadellidae. The record is from RefSeq and is a predicted model, not a curated record. Gene Ontology annotation, cellular component: membrane; endomembrane system. The transcript is spliced from 4 exons.